Penicillium soppii is the source of this 6156-nucleotide messenger RNA. RefSeq names its product protein kinase RIM15. The transcript has 2 exons. Gene Ontology annotation, cellular component: nucleus; cytoplasm. The record is from RefSeq and is a predicted model, not a curated record. Gene Ontology annotation, molecular function: ATP binding; protein serine/threonine kinase activity. Gene Ontology annotation, biological process: phosphorelay signal transduction system; peptidyl-serine phosphorylation. Lineage: Eukaryota; Fungi; Ascomycota; Eurotiomycetes; Eurotiales; Aspergillaceae. Bases 1 to 6156 code for a protein of 2051 amino acids.
AUGGCCAGCAAUGCCUUCCCCAAACCACAAUUCCUUGCGCCUCCGGCCGUAACAGCGCUACGGCAGGAGGCCCGGAACAUCGAUCCGAAGAUGGUUCGAACAUUGAGUGAUGAUAUGCGAGAGGAACGUGAAGAUUUGAAGGAAGCGGCGGAACAGACCUUGAACAUUAUCGUGGAUAUGGAUUUGGAAGGUCGCAUCAAAUGGGUCAGCCCUUCGUGGAAGCAGGUUGUCGGCUCGUCCCCCGCAUCAGUGGAAGGUCAUUUGAUCUCCGAGAUUCUACUCGGGAAUAAGGACGUGUUCUGUGAUGCAAUUGAGUCGAUGAGGCAAGAUGACUCGCGGAGUCGGUUUAUUCGUUUUGCCGUCCAGAUGGGACCGGACUCAGUCUUAAAGUAUUCACCUGAACCGUCGCCCGAGGCUACCCAGAUUGGAACCGGCUGCGAAAACAUAAACGAUGAUGCGGAGAAUCCUCAAGAUGAGCAUAACCAUAAUGUGCUCAAUAUGGAGGGCCAGGGAAUCAUGGUCUAUGACCGGACAGAUGAUGAAGCUGGCCAUACCAUGUGGAUGCUACGACCGCUUACCGAACCGAGAGAAGUGACAAUAGAUCUGCCGCCCUUACUGGUGGAAUCUUUGGGCGUUGGAGCAGAAGUAUUGGCAAACUACCUGACUGAGCUAGCCGAAGCUGCGGCCACAGAGCCCGAUCCUUCCAAGCACCCUGCCCCGACCCCCGUCCUUUGUCGUAUUUGCGAGCGCCAGAUCACCCCAUGGUGGUUCGAGAAACAUUCGGAUCUGUGCCUGCAGGAACAUCGGGCUGAAAUGGAAGUACAGCUUGCACAAGAAAAUCUCAAUGAACACCGUCAUGUCAUUGUCAAGGUGUUGGAUGCUUUGGAGGCUCGACAAGGCAGACCAUUGAUCAGUGCUAAUGGAAACCCAGUGCCUCUUGCCCGAGCGGAGUACAAGGGUUUGGCCAUCGGCCCUUCUCCUGCUGGCUCUGCCCCAUCUUCUGGUCCUGUAUCGAGCAGUAAUUCGGCACCAGGCACUCCACCACGGUCGAGAGAGCAUUCCGCCUCUGCUGCCAUACCCGGCCGACCUCGUUCGUUUACUGUUCGCAGACCGCUGGCUAGAAUCGUGGAACUCGUACUCGACUUAUGCGAUACUUCACUUGAAAUCAGCAUGCCAAUGAUCAAAGAAUCUUCCCGGACAGACGGAGAGGACUUCCGAACGUUGUCACCACAAUCUGAGUCCCGGAUCUCUCAGGUGCUUCAAUGGCAGUCUCCCAGCGCCAACACACUAGAGCAGGAACAGGGCCUAGCUGCAUUGUCAGCAGACACCGAACAGGUUGCUAAGGCCAAAGUUGAUGCCGUUGUACGUCAUCGCAAAAUUGUUGAAUAUGCCGAACGAAUUCGAAUCGAAUACACGGUGCUAGUCGAGGAGUGCAUUGGGGCCGCACUCAGCAAAGCGGAGCGCAUAGCUGCUGGCCAGCUCAGUGAUUCCUCAUGUUCAUCCGAUGAAGAAGUAGCCCCAGAAACUACUCCUGGGAGCUAUGUGGCCCCAGACGACACCGGUAGCAACUUCGCCGAGGAUGAGUCUCUGUCACAGGCAAUAAGCGAUGACUUGCAACCCAAGCUACAGCCAGCGGCACCGUCUCCACGACGACCAACAUCUGCGUUGACUAUGUCAAUGCGUAAUUCGCCCGAUCGGUCAUCGCUUUCACAAUCAGAACGCAGGCCAUCUUCGGCGGCUGUUUCAACAGGUUCUAACAGCCCCAUGGAGUGCCCCACACCGCGAUCACACAAGAGUGCCGCUGGCCUUCUGGGUACAUCGCAGCCUUCUCGAUUGGGUCUCUCUCUUGCUGAAAUUGACGCCGGCGAGAGUAGCGACAGCAGUCUACCCUCGUCUGCUUUCCCGGGAGCUAUCAGAACAGACUCGCCUUCAUCGGAGAGGAGCUUUGAUCGAAAGCGUAGGAGCUUGGUGCUGCCUGGGCUAUCGAGCUCUCCUCGCCGGCAGCAUUCCCCCGCUCGAGUCUCCGGUCCGCAUUCCCCGUUGCGCAUGCCCAAGCCUCGAAUGUCCAGCGGAGGUGAAAGCUUACCGUCACCAAUAGUUUCCCCUUCUACAUACUCAAGUGAAUUGGCUCACCACUGCCGCCACCAUCGGAGGCAGUCUUCAGCCACAUCUUCAGACGUUGCGAGGCCACCUCCAUCUCCACGUUUACCUUCGGUGAGCCAGCAACAACCUCGACCCGCCCCAUUGUCGAUCAGGGACUUUGAGAUCAUCAAGCCGAUCAGCAAGGGUGCUUUUGGCAGUGUCUACUUGGUCAAGAAGAAAGCCACUGGUGAGUAUUAUGCCAUGAAAGUUUUGAAAAAGGCAGAUAUGAUUGCCAAGAACCAGGUCACCAAUGUCAAAGCGGAGCGUGCCAUCAUGAUGUGGCAAGGGGAGAGUGACUUUGUUGCCAAACUCUACUGGACCUUCUCUAGUAAGGAGUAUCUCUAUCUAGUGAUGGAAUACCUCAAUGGAGGUGACUGUUCGUCGCUUGUCAAGGUUCUUGGUGGCCUCCCCGAGGAAUGGGCUAAAAAGUACAUUGGUGAGGUUGUUUUGGGUGUUGAGCACCUUCACAAUCGCGGCAUUGUUCAUCGCGAUUUGAAACCCGAUAAUCUUUUGAUCGACCAGACGGGUCAUCUGAAGCUGACUGACUUUGGACUUUCUCGUAUGGGAUUGGUCGGUCGUCAGAAACGAGUUUUGAAGAACCCCGAUGAAUCUGCCCCGGAUCUGUUGAAGCAAGGCUCUUUCCCCCGUGCAAUUUCGAUUGCGUCGUCUCGUUCUGCUUCAUUCGACUUCCAGGCCAGCUCCUCCCCUGGCUCAACUCCGUUGAUUACGCCGGAAGUGUCUGCCAAUGCCACCCAACCAUCUUACUUUAGCCUCAAUCAGAGUGGUUUGAGUCGCCAGAGCUCUCGUCGAGCUUCAGGAUACCGCAGCGAUAGUAUGGGAAGUGAUGGCCUCAACGGAAUAUUCAGAACAUUUUCGCUGAACGACAAUACCCAUGAACCUACGAUGUCAUCACCAAGCAUGUUUUCAACCAGCAUGGUGGAAGAGGAGGGUCAAAGUGAGGGCGGUGAAUCACCUCGCCUUCAGCCUCUGCAACCAACAUUCAGCAACCCCCUCGCGCAAAACACUCCUCCCCAGCAGAGUAUGAUGCCUCCAGUUAUGGCUCUUUUUGACCCUGAAGAUCACGAUCGGCGUUUCGUUGGCACCCCCGAUUACCUGGCCCCUGAAACUAUCAACGGUAUCGGGCAAGAUGAAAUUAGUGACUGGUGGUCCUUGGGAUGCAUCAUGUUCGAGUUCAUCUUUGGCUACCCACCCUUCAACGCGGAAACGCCGGAUGAAGUGUUUGAAAACAUCCUCCAUCGCAGGAUCAAUUGGCCCGAUGAUCCAGAGGAGUUCACCUCGGCAGAAUCAUUGGAUUUGAUGAACAAGCUCCUGACCCUUGAUCCCCGUGAACGAAUCGGUGCCAAUGUCGAGGAGAGAUAUCCAAACGGCGGUGCAGAGAUUCGUAGUCACCCGUGGCUAUCUGAGAUCAACUGGACUACGCUGUUAGAAGAUAAAGCGCAGUUUGUCCCUAACAUUGAGAAUCCAGAGGAUACGGAAUACUUUGACGCACGUGGCGCUACUCUGCAGUCCUUUGCAGAGGAGUUGGAAGACGAGAAUUCGCCACAACCAUCAGCUGCUGCUGGCCCAGACCGUCCUCAUGAUGCGCUGUUCAAAGUCAGAUCCCAGGUAAACUCGACGAAACGACCCUUGAUGCCACUGCACAUUCCUCCUCAUGUUCGUGACGCUCGUGAUUCACGAAGUCGGAGAUUGAGCGAGCCGGCCCUGGCUGAUGACUUUGGGAGCUUCAAUUUCAAGAAUCUUCCCAUGUUGGAGAAGGCAAACAAAGAUGUUAUCCAGAAGAUGCGUCAGGAGGCCAUGCAGGCGCAGCAUCGACAGCCCAACCCAUCGUCGGCAGUUCAAACCCCUGUCAGUUCAUCGCAGCCAUCUUUAGAGGGGAGUCCACUUCCAAUGUCGCUCCAGCGGACCUUGUCGCAGAAUAAGGGCAACAACCGGCCUUCUUCCCCAUCUGGACUGAGUCAGACAAACUCGUCUCCAAGCAGGCCGUCGCAACCCUCUUCUCCCCUCCUAGUCCAAUUCAGCACUGGGACCAACCAGGAACGGCGCAAAACUUCAGGUUCUUCAUCAGCAUCCUACCAGUCAAGUGGGACCUUCCAGCCUUCUUCUGCUGACCAGGGCCGAAUGCCCAAUCUAAGACUGGGAUCAGUUGCAUCCUCUCCCGUCAAACCCAACCGAAUUUCAGCCCAUUCCCCCGAGAAGAUGCCAAAUAACCAGCGCCAUGGCAGCGUCCCAGCGAACCGUGCUCGCUCUCAUACAAUUGGUUCCCAAGAUGGGGAUAGUUCUUCAUUCUCCAAAGAACCAUUCGUACCCCACCAUCACAAGCGCAGGAGUCAACUCUUUGACAUCUCGCCUUCGUCUUCUGAUAAUGAAGAUCCACGCACUAAAGCACUUCUGAAGGUCCAGCGGCGCCGACAAAGCUCCCGACGUUUGUCGCAAAUCAACAUCAUGGAAGGGCCCUUCUUUCGUCCUUUGGACGUACUGAUUUGUGAGGAUCAUCCUGUCUCCCGACUCGUCAUGGAGCGCCUGUUCGAAAAGCUUCGAUGUCGGACCAUCACAGUCACAAAUGGUGCCGAAGCCGUGAGAUAUGCCUUAAGUGAGGUUCAGUUUGAUAUUAUCAUGACUGAAUAUCGCUUGCCUCAAGUCAACGGUGUUGAUUUCGCUCGAAUGGUUCGCGAGACGCGUAGUGCAAACAGACAUACUCCCAUCAUCGCUGUCACGGGCUACUUAAAAGACCUGCCAGAAAAUCACAAUUUCGAUGCUUUAAUCCAGAAGCCCCCAACUUUGCCCAAGCUUACAGAAGCUCUGUCCAAAUGGUGCAUGUGGAAAGCUCCUCCGGCAGACUACAGUCCCUUCCAGCCCGUCCCGGUCCCGGGCUCCAGUGCUCAUACCAACCCCCCCACCACCGAGGACAGUCCUAGUUCCGCAUCCUCCGGGUUUGUUCUUCACCCACCUAGCUCCUAUCGAGGUUCUAGUCGUGAUGACUCACUUAGCAGCAGCGUGUUUGGCGAGAUGGAUUCUUUCAAACCCGAGGAGGUUCCAGUAAUAAUCAACCGCAACUCAGAUGAUUGGGACCACGGUCAAGAUGGGCUGGGAAUUUCAGAAGAAUCGGCUGCCUACCCUGGUAGUCCAGAUUCCAAGGCUCUUCCCGCGCCUUAUCUUCUUCAUACCACGUCAGCGCCCGCGGCCAUGGAUCCAGCGGGUGGACUUACACCUCGCAAACAACGUUCAAGUGAGGCGAUUCGCGCCAAAAGAGAAUCCCUUGAGAAGAAACGCUAUGAGGGCGCCGAGUCGGGCGACGAUGAAGACGAAGAGCUUGGAAACUCCCAGACACGUCGCAGUCCACCAUCUAGGAACCGUCGCCCUGGUUCUAAAUUGGGAAUUGAAAUGAUGCGAACCAAUAGUCGAGGCAGUGUUGUCAGUGGAAGUGAGGAACUCUUGAAGAAAGAGAGGGAGGCUCUUCGGUACCAAGCUGCAGAGUCGGCCGACAUUGAGGAUAGCGAUGGGUCUUUAGGCUCCCCUGCCAGCACGAGCUUAGAGGAGCGUUUCGAGGCCCUCAGCAUUCCAGAGGAGUCGGAAGGCGAAGAGCCGGCCAGCCCUCGAGAUUCACCUCCCAGGUCGGGUGAUCCCUUUCAACACAACCGGCCAUCUCUGGGGCACCAGGAUACCUCAAUCUACUCGGAAGUUGUCCAUCAACGUACGUCCAAGGCCAGUCCAGCAAGGUUGAGUCAAGGUCAAACCACACCUCCUUGGAACUUGCCUCAGAACACCACGUCUCAUCGCGCCGCUCCACCCAUCACCCCGGAAGUCAAAGUCUCCGGAAAUUGCCUGACUCCAGAGGCCGGUUCUGGUGUGGACACUGAAUGCAGUCCCAGUCCUACCCCCGACUCAGAGGCUACACCACGACCUCUUCAUCCUUCUCCUAGCCUAGAUCCCGAGCAGACUCCUCGCCCACCCGAACGACACCGAUCAGACUUGAGCUCUGCGUUCAGGAGAUAG